Mugil cephalus (flathead mullet) is the source of this 2252-nucleotide messenger RNA. RefSeq names its product minichromosome maintenance domain containing 2 (gene mcmdc2). Gene Ontology annotation, molecular function: ATP binding; single-stranded DNA helicase activity; DNA binding. The record is from RefSeq and is a predicted model, not a curated record. NCBI's taxonomy places the organism in Eukaryota, Metazoa, Chordata, Actinopteri, Mugiliformes, Mugilidae. The transcript is spliced from 15 exons. Gene Ontology annotation, biological process: double-strand break repair via break-induced replication. Bases 52 to 2088 code for a protein of 678 amino acids.
GUCGUUAGCUUAAAGCGGAAAAUAUUACAUUUUUUUCGUCUUUGAGCGAAAAUGGACAAUAUUUUAUCGUUGAAAGAAUCCGUAUUGGUCUAUUUAGACAGAAGUGGCGGUCUUAAAAAACUUGCCGAGGACUGCAAACCUGUCAACGACCCACAGCGAACCGAGGCAGUCUACAGGUUUUGUUUUAGUGUUAACCCCUCCGAUGUAAUAGAGGUGGAUCCUGUUCUGGGUGACUGUGUUCUUCAUGACCCCCUAAAAGCAACACGUUUGUUUCAGUCUGUGUGCUUCCUGGCCAUAAAGACACUUUCACUUAUUGAAAAGAUACAUACAGAGAGUCAGGUGAACGUAAUUCUCAAGUUGACACACCUGCCUCCGUUCUCCGAAUACACACUGAACCUUUGUAGUUUUCCUCGAGUGAAUGUCCCUAUGAGGCCGGUCUCCAUGGAGGGCUUGGUCAUUGCCAUGACGAGGGUCACCAAGUACACCCAGGGGGCGAGGUUCCUCUGUGUUAAUGAGGACUGCCCCUGUGCUGCAGGGUUCCACCACAUCCGAGUUCAUGCACCAGGAGCAACAGAGUCAGCUACUGUGAGAAACGACUUUAGCUGCACGAUGUGCAGUUCCCCACUGAAAGAGGAUGUAAAAUUCAGAGUUUUGGGAGAUAAACAGCUAGUGGAGCUGAUCCAUGUCAAAGCACUGGAUGUUCUUAGUGGCCAUCAGCAAAGCUCAGUCAGAUACCAGUCCGUCACUUUGUUUCUCAGAGAUGAGCUGUGUAACUCGAUGAGAAUCGGUCGGUUCUACCGGGUGUUGGGGAUUCCUGCGCAUGUGCACCAGUGGCCCAACAUUACCUGGGGUGUAGAGGCAAAUAACGUCCAACCGUGGGAGCCAGAGCAUCUGCACACAGUCAGUGCUGGCUUCCAGGAGCUGUUGAAGGGCACGGCCUCUUCUCCUUGGAGGUUCUCCUGUAUCGUAGCUCACUGCUUUGCACUGCACAUCGCUCCUCCUGGCUUGUACAACACACUGAAGUUGAGCUUGUUGCUCAGCUUGGUGCAGACCGGAGCAGAUGCAAAAGAGACCUUUCACAACUUGGAUCUCCUAGUUGCUGUCACUGACACUCUCAUACUCGACAGAUUAAUGGCAUACAGCUUGAGUUUGGCACGUCGUGGGGUCAGGCAUCAGGCCUCGGGGGAGCUGUUUGCAUCUCUGUCCCGUGACGAACACGGAGCAGGUACCGCGAACAUCCACGCUGGUUCUGCCCUGCUGGCCACAGGGGGUAUUUGUAUGUUGGGAGAUCUUGGCUGUUAUAAAAAGGACAAGCUGGAUGCCAUCCAGUCAGUCCUGGAGAGCCACACAGUGUCCAUGUUCAUCCCAGCAAAGAAGUACGGCGAGGAUGCCGACCAGCAGCUUUCCUUUCCAGUCCAAUGCAGCUUCUGGGCCUUUGCAGACUCCUCUUGUCGUUCCGGGAAGGACUGUUCUGUCCUAGGAGCAGCACAGGAAAUAGGCUCCAUACCGGUCCAGUUAGCAGACGCCUUUGGCCUCGUCAUUCAGUGCAGGGACAGGGUGGGAGAGCAGGCCCUGCUUGCCCAGACCGUCCACACCCUCCAGCAGGCAGUACAGUCCGGAAAACCCCACAACCCAAUCUGCUGGGAGUUUUCUACUCAAGACUACCAGAAGCUGAUAGCUCAUGCUCGGGGUUUGCAAGUGGAGCUCAGCCCUGCAGCGGAGAAAAUAAUCCACGGUUACUACAUGGCGAGCCGUAGAGUCCGAACACAGAGUCAGGGUGUCAAGAUGUCUGUAGCCUCUAUCAAACUACUGAUCUCAUUGGCCGAGGCCCACUGCAAGUUAUGUCUCAGAACUCGAAUGCUGGAGGAGGACGCUGUGAUCGCUGUUCUCCUUUGUGAAAAUUCCAUCACUCUCAAGCACGGAGCCUCUGCCCUCAUCAUUCCACCUGAUGCAGUGUUUCCUUGUGAUGUGGGAGACGUGGAUGGUUUGCACAGGAGAGACGCAACCCUGGAUGAGCUCCACCAGAACAUCUUACGCUUUAUCUACGCUUAUGCACCAGGAGCAGACAUGUACAUUACAGAGGAGUAAUACUCCUCCAAAGGUUCAGAAACACAGUGUUCGAGUCAAAUGGGCAAUAUACGUGGUGGCCAGUAUCAACACGUCGAGUUUGGACAGCUUGGUGUCCGGCGGCACCGACGGCAAAGUCCUCUGCAGUUCCAGAAACGCGUUCCUCAGGGUUUGCACCCGGCUCC